UCGAAAACUGCAGAUCGGGAAGAAAGAACAAAAAAAGUAGAUUUACUGCCACCUUGUGGUCAUAAAUUUAACCUUUUUUUUUUUUUUUUAAUUUAUUUAUUUUGAAAGAGAGUGAGAGCGAGCAGGAGUGGGGAAUGGGUGGAGAGAGAGAGAGAGAGAGAGAGAGAGAGAGAGAGAGAGAGAGAACGCCAAACAGGCUUUACACUGUCAGCACGGAACCCAAUGCGGGGCUUGAACUCACUACCUGAACUGAGAUCAAGAGUCGGAUGCGUAACCAGCUCAGCCACCCAGGUGCCCCUAACCUUGCCUUGAAGCAAAAUGCGGGAAGGAAAACUCAAGAGAAGGUCGGAAUGAUUAAAUGGAGAGAAGAGUGUGAGUGGGGGAGGGCAGAGAGAGAGAGAGGAAGACACAGAAUCCAGGCUCCAGGCUCCGAGCUGUCAGCACAGAGCCUGAGAUCAUAGAGCCCAUGUCAGACGCUUAACCCUUGACCAACUGAGCCACCCAGGUGCCCCAAACUCUGUAAUCUUCGAACAGUGACUCCAGUGAUGUCCUCUAGGUCCAGAAGUCUGACCUAGCACAGAGCAUGGAAAGGAGGCAACAGACACCCAGUCCGUGAUCCUGGAGAAGCGGUUCAGCCCCCAUGGUGAUGCAAGCCCAGGCCGUGACAGCCUCUGCCCUGGUGUAUUUCAUCCAGCUUCCUCGGGCAAGAUGUGAGGAGAACUGUGUGAGUCCUGAACAUUGCCUGACCACAGAUUGGGUACAUCUCUGGUAUAUAUGGUUGCUGGUGGUCAUUGGCGGGCUGCUGCUUCUGUGUGGCCUGACUUCUGUGUGCUUCCGCUGCUGUCUGAGUCGCCAACAAAACGGGGAAGAGGAGGGCCGGCCUCCCUAUGAAGUGACAGUCCUCGCUUUUGAUCAUGACAGCACUCUCCAGAGCACUAUCACUUCCUUGCAGUCGGUAUUUGGCCCUGCAGCUCGAAGAAUCCUGGCUGUGGCUCACUCCCACAGCCCCCUGGGCCAACUGCCUCCCUCUUUGGACACCCUCCCAGGGUAUGAAGAAGCUCUUCACAUGAGUCGCUUCACCGUUGCAAGGUGUUGGCCAAAAACACCUGACCUACCCCCAGUGCCAGAAGAAAAGCAGCUGUCUCCAGUGGACGAGUCUCCUCGGGCAGGACCCUCUUCCAACUGAUGGGAAUUCUGAUUUUAUAAAUGGGGUGGGGGGAUCCCCAGCAUAGCCACAGACAGACAAAUGGGACAUUUUUUCCCCCUAACUUUUAGAAGAUUUAGGAUGACGACUAUACACUAUUCAGUGGAAAGGAUGGCUUCCCACUCUUUGUUUCCAGCCACAUGUAUUUUCUAACACGGAAUGCUCUAACUGGGAACUCUAAUUCUUUAUCCAGUGGCCAGAAUUUGCAACUAACCUCUAGCAAUGCUGACUACUCCUGAACCAAGAAAGCAUCAAAAGUACCUUGAAUGCCUAUAGCUAUUGAGUUCCUUUGCCUAUGGGAUACUGCAGGUGGUUUUUCUUUCUGCCAGCUGUAACGCAAGAGUAGAUUGUGGUACAUUUGAGGAGAAAGACAAGAGUGUAGGCACAGCCAUAGACAUGAAUGCACUGAAGCCGUGAAUUCUUCCUCUUGAGAGAACAUUCACUUUUCUACUGAAUGCCAGUGACACUCUUGGCAUCAUAAUACCUAAUACCUAAGUGGACCCAGGUAAUCGUAAUACCUAAGUGGACAUUCAGGAUCCAGGGGUAGGAUUGCAGACACGGGCUAAGGGAACAGAGUACAUACGGUACCCAAGUGCCGAAUAUCAAGGUCUUUCCUUCACCCUGGUCCUACUCUCUAGCAAUAUGAGAAACUUCAUGGAGUGCAGUAACACUUUCUAUUAAUUUCUCAGUGUUUCUGCCUUGCAAACACAUGCACGCACACGCGCGCGCGCGUGCACGCCUGCACAGACACACGCAGUCUUUUCUCAAAGAAUGGCAUUGUUUGGCUUCUUUUCUCUUUCUGGCCGACCCCUUAAAGCCAGGUUAUCUGUAGUGACCCACACUAGUCUCUAGGAGUGGCCUUCACUGCCACCUCGUGGCCAUGGUAGAAAAUGUCGUCUCCUAUUUGAGCCGAUCUGCACCCCUCUCCAGUUCUUGGAGUAACUAACUGAACUCAGCCCGGAUGGCAUCCUGCCGUGUCGUGCUAAGCUGUCCGCCUGAAAUACUACUGGACAAUUGGGGAUAUGAUGUAUUGUUACUGGACAGCUGAGAAAGUAAAGUGUAUUGGGGAAAAAUUACUUGCCAGUGACCUUAGAUAAAUCAUUGAAAAUCUUUAAAGGAGUUUCCUUACCUGUAAAAUAGGGGAUAAUAACACCUCCAAGGAUUGUUGCGAGGCUCAAAUAA
Messenger RNA from Panthera uncia (snow leopard), 2386 nucleotides. It is a transcript of the gene TMEM52B, whose product is annotated as transmembrane protein 52B. The transcript has 7 exons. NCBI's taxonomy places the organism in Eukaryota, Metazoa, Chordata, Mammalia, Carnivora, Felidae. Bases 641 to 1186 code for a protein of 181 amino acids. The record is from RefSeq and is a predicted model, not a curated record.